AUGGCUUCAGAAAAGAGGAGCGAGCGCGGCAUCCGCAUCGCCAUUGACCGUGGCGGUACCUUCACAGAUUGUGUCGGCAACCCCGGCACAGGCAAGAUGGAAGACGAUGUCGUUAUCAAACUGCUUUCCGUGGACCCUCAGAACUACGAUGACGCUCCUCUGGAAGGUAUUCGUCGCCUACUAUCGAAGUUCACUGGAAAAGAUAUUCCCCGGGGCGAACCGCUGGAUACGACCAAGAUUGAGAGCAUUAGAAUGGGCACAACAGUAGCGACAAAUGCCUUGCUGGAAAGAAAGGGAGAGGACAUUGCCAUGAUUGUCACAAGAGGCUUCAAGGACUGUCUGGAGAUUGGCAAUCAGAGCAGACCAAACAUCUUCGACUUGGCCAUCAAAAAGCCAGAGACUUUGUACAAACAAGUCGUCGAGAUUGACGAGAGAGUCACCCUCGAAGACUACGCCGAAGAUCCAACAAGGAACCAAACGGAGGCCAAGGACAUCAAAGAGGCGGGAGAGAAUGCCGACCUAGUCAAGGGUCUGUCAGGAGAGACUGUCCGCAUUCUCAAGAGACCAGAUCGUGAACAAAUACGCAAGCAGUUACAAAAAGUCCAUGAUUCAGGCUUCAAGAGUAUCGCCGUCUGUCUCAUGCAUGGCUACACCUUCCCACAGCAUGAAGCCUUGGUUGGCAAGAUUGCGAAGGACAUUGGUUUCGAACACGUGAGUUUGAGCCACGAACUGAUGCCCAUGAUCAAGCUUGUACCUCGUGCUACUUCGGCCUGCGCAGACGCCUAUCUCACCCCAGCUAUUCGCAAGUAUAUUGACGGCUUUCAAAAAGGCUUUGAAGGUGGACUCGGUACCGCCAGCGUUCAGAAUGAAGAAGGCGCCAGAGGAGCGCGCUGCGAAUUCAUGCAGUCAGAUGGUGGCUUGGUAGAUGUAGACUCAUUUUCCGGUCUACGUGCUAUUCUGAGUGGACCUGCCGGUGGUGUUGUUGGUUACGCCUUGACUUCAUACGACCCCAAGACGAAAACACCUGUGAUUGGUUUUGAUAUGGGCGGUACCAGCACCGAUGUGUCGAGAUAUGGAGAAGGAAGAUAUGAUCAUGUGUUCGAGACCACAACUGCUGGAGUCACGAUCCAAUCGCCACAACUCGACAUCAACACAGUCGCUGCAGGUGGAGGUAGUCGGUUGUUCUUCAGAAACGGUCUCUUCGUUGUGGGACCGGAGUCGGCAAGUGCCCACCCUGGCCCUGCCUGCUACAGAAAGGACGGUCCGCUCACCAUCACCGACGCCAACUUGUUCCUUGGACGACUACUACCUGACUUCUUCCCGAAGAUCUUUGGCCCUAACGAAGAUGAAGGCCUAGAUCCCGAAGCUAGCAAAACGCUCUUCGAAGAGCUUACGAAGAAGAUCAACCAGGAAAUCAAGGAUAAGAACAUGUCUGCAGACGAAGUGGCUUACGGCUUCAUCAAAAUUGCCAACGAGACCAUGACGAGGCCGAUUCGUAGCUUGACUGAAGCAAGAGGUCACGACACAUCGAAACACAGACUCGCGACGUUCGGCGGCGCAGGUGGUCAACACGCAGUCGCUAUUGCAGAAGCGCUUGGUAUUAGUCAGAUUCUGAUUCAUCGCUACUCUUCAGUUCUCUCGGCAUACGGCAUGGCUCUAGCUGAUGUUGUAGAUGAGAGGCAAGAACCUGACUCGAAAGUCUGGGCUGAUGAUAAAGAUACCCGGGAAUACUUCCAGAACAAGAUGGAAGAGCUGAAGAAGAAGUCGAAGGCCACCUUGAAGGAACAAGGAUUUGAAGCAGGGAAUGUCCACUUCGAGGAAUAUCUCAACAUGCGCUACCGAGGAACUGAAUCAGCACUCAUGAUCAUCAAGCCAAGUAAAGAAGAUACCGAGAAGAAGUUCGACGGCGACGACUGGGCCUUUGGCAAAGCAUUUGUUGAGCAGCAUGAACAGGAGUUCGGAUUCACCCUUCCGGAUAGAGACAUCAUCGUAGAUGAUGUGCGCGCUCGUGGCAUUGGCAAGACGUUCGAAGGUCUGGAGAAGACUGUCGACCAACAGCUGCAAGAAGUCAAGCCCAAGGACGUUGGUAAGGAUCAGAAAAUCUAUGGCAAAUCUCAGGUCUACUUCGAGGGUGGCCGGCAGGAGACAUCCAUCUACAAGCUCGAGGAUCUUACCAUUGGCGACCGGAUCAAGGGUCCUGCAAUCAUCGCCGACGGCACUCAGACCAUCGUUGUAACGCCUGGCGCAUCUGCCCUGAUCAUAGAGACUCACGUCAUCAUCAACAUUGGCGAAAGCGAUGGCUCCGACAAAAAGCUUGAUACCGAGACUGUGGAUCCUAUCAUGCUCAGUAUCUUUGCUCAUCGAUUCAUGGCCAUCGCUGAGCAGAUGGGUCGAGCCUUGCAAAAGACAAGUGUCAGCACCAACGUCAAGGAGCGACUUGACUAUUCGUGUGCGCUCUUCGACUCGACAGGAGGCCUUGUUGCAAACGCCCCUCAUCUUCCAGUACAUCUAGGAUCCAUGUCUACUUGUGUUCAGAAGCAGGCCAAGAUUUGGGAGGGCAAGCUCAAGCGUGGUGAUGUGUUGGUGUCAAACCAUCCCAUGUAUGGUGGUACACAUCUGCCUGAUAUCACUGUAAUAACACCAGCAUUCAGCGGCGACAAAAUUGUCUUUUAUGUUGCUUCUCGUGCACAUCAUGCGGAUAUCGGUGGCAUCUUGCCUGGCAGUAUGCCUCCACACUCGCGAGAGCUCUUCCAGGAAGGAGCUUCAAUCAAGACCGAAAAGCUGGUAUCCGAGGGCAGGUUCAACGAAAAGCGUAUUACUGAAUUGCUGCUCGACGAGCCAGCACAGUACCCUGGAUGUAGUGGAACACGCUGUCUCGCGGACAAUAUUUCUGACCUGAAAGCUCAAGUGGCAGCGAAUCAGAAGGGUAUUAACUUGAUCAACACACUCAUCGAGGACUAUAGCGAGCCCGUCGUACAGUUUUACAUGAGAAGCAUCCAGGAGAAUGCCGAGAUGAGUGUCAGACACCUCCUCAAGGAUGUCUCCAAGCGCUUCGAAGGUCAGGACUUGUCAGCUAUCGAUUACAUGGACGAUGGCAGCCCUAUCAAGUUGAACGUAAAGAUCGACGCCGAGAAGGGUGAAGCUGUUUUCGACUUCACUGGCACCGGCCCGGAGGUAUAUGGAAACACCAACGCCCCCGAAGCUGUAACUUACAGCGCAAUCAUCUACUGCCUUCGCUGCCUGAUCAGCGAGGAUAUACCACUGAACCAAGGCUGUCUGGCCCCCAUCCACGUCAAGAUCCCCAAGAAGUCUUUCCUCUCGCCCUCAGCCACAGCAGCAGUCGUGGGCGGUAACGUCCUAACCUCCCAACGCGUCACUGAUGUCGUCCUCAAAGCCUUCCAAGCCUGCGCAGCCAGUCAAGGUGAUUGCAACAACCUCACCUUCGGCUUUGGCGGAAACGCCGACGGCAAAGAAGCGGUCAAGGGCUUUGGCUACUAUGAAACCAUUGCUGGAGGCUCUGGUGCCGGGCCUACUUGGGAUGGCACGAAUGGCGUACACACUCAUAUGACGAACACACGCAUCACUGAUAGCGAGGUCUUUGAGCGUCGUUAUCCCGUGCUCCUGCGAGAAUUUAGUCUUCGGGCUGGCUCGGGUGGUAAAGGACAACAUCGUGGUGGUGAUGGUGUUGUGCGUGACAUCGAGUUUAGAAUCCCUGUGCAAGUUUCCAUUCUCUCGGAGCGUCGUGUCUAUCAUCCUUAUGGUCUAGCUGGUGGUGAGGACGCGGCCUGUGGACAAAAUGUCUGGGUGCGCAAAGUUGUCAAAGCUCCUGGCGAAGAGGCUAAAGUGGAGGAAGAGGAAGAGGUCAGAUAUAUCAACUUGGGAGGUAAGAACACGGCGGCUUUCCAACCUGGUGAGAGGAUCAUCAUCAAUACGCCAGGAGGAGGUGGUUGGGGACCUGUGGGAGAGGAGAGUCAGGCUAACAAGAGCCAUGCUGAUCCGAAAAGUCAUUGGAAGGGUGGUUCAAUUGCUGCAAGACAGGCCGAGGGAGAAGCCAGUGCUUAG
Molecule: messenger RNA, 4062 nt
Organism: Aureobasidium subglaciale EXF-2481
Lineage: Eukaryota; Fungi; Ascomycota; Dothideomycetes; Dothideales; Saccotheciaceae
Exons: 2
Coding region: 1-4062 (1353 amino acids)
Biological process (GO): glutathione metabolic process
Cellular component (GO): cytosol
Molecular function (GO): 5-oxoprolinase (ATP-hydrolyzing) activity
Source: RefSeq, a predicted model, not a curated record